Messenger RNA from Ogataea philodendri, 2847 nucleotides. RefSeq lists its product as uncharacterized. The record is from RefSeq and is a predicted model, not a curated record. Gene Ontology annotation, molecular function: chitin synthase activity. NCBI's taxonomy places the organism in Eukaryota, Fungi, Ascomycota, Pichiomycetes, Pichiales, Pichiaceae. The transcript has a single exon. Gene Ontology annotation, cellular component: cell septum; cell periphery. The coding region runs from base 1 to 2847 and encodes 948 amino acids.
AUGAGCUAUAACCGAUCCGACGAAACACUCAACGGACUCCCCGUUGAUAAUCCGUGGAUACAGAUGAAUGCGACGGAAGAGGAGUUUGAGCGAUCUUAUUCGUCUCCUCGAAGAGACAAUAACAGCGUGUAUUUGACUCCAGAAAAUCGAUACGGAUCAAGAGACCGGUUAUAUGGCACGCCCAGCCCACAACGAAGAUCUUACUCGCCGUCACCAGAUCGAUACUAUUAUUCACCAUCGCAUGAAACCCGUAGGUUGCCCCAGAUCCCAAAGUUAUCACCCUUUGACGACAAGGAGGAGGAGGAAGAAGAGCCUACUUACCGCAAAAGAGAGGACCCGUUUGUGGCAGACCGUCCCGGAUAUGAGUAUAACUUUGAGCCAGACGCCGAAUCGGAUCGAACUUUUGUUCCGUUCCCAAACUUGAAUAAUUCUUAUUAUCCAAUCAAUACUCCGAAAGACUACUUUGAUCCGUUUGAUUACAGAUAUGACGAUAGCCACGAAGAAGAAGACAUUGAGCGAGACGAUUACAGCGAGUCCGGGGCCAGCGUGACAUCUGCGCGUCAGGUGCGUAUGGUGAAUGGUAAUCUGGUUUUAGACUGCCCCGUUAGUGAUGUCUUGUUGAGCAAGUACACCACUCCGUUGUCGGAGAAGGAUAGAGAGUUUCUGUUUAUGAGAUUUCAGGCUUGUACCUGUGAGCCGGCUGAGUUUGCCUACAGAAACUUCUCGCUUCGUCAGUGUUUUUACUCGCAACCUAGGUCCACAGAAAUGAUGGUUGUGAUAACCAUGUACAACGAGAACGAGAUUUUAUUAGCAAGGACCCUGAAAGGUGUUUUCAAAAACAUCAGACAUUUAUACUCAAUGCAGCAUUCCUCCACCUGGGGACAGGAUGCCUGGCAAAAAGUGGUCGUUUGUGUCGUCAGCGACGGAAGAACCAAGAUCAAUCCGAAAUCCAAAGCACUUUUGGGAGCCCUGGGUGUGUAUCAAGAAGGGUUUGCGAAAAACAAGGUUAACGAUGAUAAAGUGGUGAGCCAUAUCUAUGAAUACACCACCAUGGUGGGAAUUAGCAAGGUGGAGCACGACCAUGUCAAGCUGACUACCGAGAACCAGAUUCCGAUUCAAAUGAUCUUCUGCUUGAAGGAGACAAAUCAAAAGAAGAUCAACUCUCAUGCGUGGGCAUUUGAGGCAUUUGGUCCUAUUCUGAGACCCAACGUUGUCGUGCUUUUGGACGUUGGUACGGAGCCAGAAGGGAAAGCACUCUACAAGCUAUGGAAAGCGUUCAAGGAUCCCCGUGUUGCUGGAGCGUGUGGCGAAAUCAAGGCAAGUUUGGGGAGAAACUGUCGUCUUCUGCUUAACCCAUUGGUGGCAGCGCAAAACUUCGAGUACAAGAUCAGUAACAUUCUCGACAAGCCUAUGGAGUCCGUUUUUGGUUUCGUCACAGUCCUCCCUGGUGCGUUCAGUGCUUACCGGUAUCAAGCGCUCCUGGGAGCACCAUUACAAAAAUAUCUCAAGGGAGAGGAUCUGAAGCGGUCUAACGAUGGUGGAAUCUUCAACGCGAACAUGUACCUUGCCGAGGAUCGUAUAUUGUGCUUCGAGCUGGUGGCAAAGCAGAAUUGCGAGUGGCUUUUGAAAUAUGUGAGCUCUGCCGCAGCUCACACGGACGUUCCAGAACAGCUACAUGAUUUCAUUUCUCAACGUCGUCGUUGGUUGAACGGUUCCUUUUUUGCUGCCAUUUACUCGCUUUUCCACUUUUAUAAAGUGUGGCAUACGUCGCACUCUUUUGGUCGCAAGGUGAUGUUACACAUCCAGUUCCUUUAUCAGUUCAUUAACUUAUUGGUGUCCUGGUUUUCGCUAGGAUCAUAUUUCCUAGUGUUCCGAAUCCUGACCGUCUAUCUGGCCGAGCCAGAAGCAGACUUCGCACCUGGGAACAUUCUUUCGGUGUUUUUCCUCUGGUUAUAUUUGGCCUCUAUCGUCACUACAUUUGUGCUUUCCUUUGGAAACAAACCAAAAGGUACAAAGCGGUUUUAUUUAAUUAUUGUGACAUUUUUCGCAAUACUCAUGGUUUACAUGAUCUUUGCUGCCGUGUUCAUGGCAGUAAAGAGUAUCCAGACAAUCAUCAAGGACCAUUCCAACGAUUUCAGCGUGAAACUGAUAUUUACAGAGACAAAAUUCCGUGAUUUGAUCGUUGCAACCACGAGCACAUAUGCUCUCUACUUCAUUGGAUCUUUCAUCUUCCUGGACCCGUGUCACAUGUUCACUAGUUUUGUUCAGUACCUGCUGUUGAGUCCAGCUUACAUCAACGUUCUGAACAUCUAUGCAUUCUGUAACAUCCACGAUAUCUCCUGGGGUACCAAAGGUGACGACUUGCGAAACGACUUGGGUGAAGCCAAGGUCACUAAGAACGCCCAGGACGGUGAACUCGAAAUUGUCAUUCCAACUACAAAGACGCAGAUCGACGUUGCCUACCGCAAGAUUAUGAACGAGCUCACAACCACCACUAUGGAGGUGGAAGCCAAAGUCAACCAGGAAGAAGAGGACGCCUUUUAUUUUGCGUUCAUUCGUUCGAUGACGGUGCUAGUCUGGAUGAUUACAAACUUUAUCAUUAUCGCGCUGGUUACCGAAGCAGGAGGGUUGUACCAGUUCACUCCGGACGAUAGCAGCUCCACAGACUACCUACCAGCCACACGGAUCUCUGUGUUCUUGACCGUGAUUUUGUGGAUUGUUGCAUUCAUGGCGCUGUUCCGUUUCAUUGGUUGUUGUGCUUAUUUGAUCUCCAAACUGGUGGACCGCAUCAAGCUCCGAAAAUUCAGAAGAGAGUACCAAACAAAAGGUGCUUCCUUUGCCGUGUAG